AGAGGGAAAGAGAGAGGGGUGGAGGGGCUGCGCCGAACAGAGGUUGGGUCAGAGCGCUCUGUCGCUUCAGACAAUCACAUGAGAGGAAGAGAGAGAGAGAGAGAGAGAGAGAGAGAGAGAGAGAGAGAGCAAACAGCAGGAGAGAGAGGAGGUAGAUAUGUGACAGGAUGUGGUUUCCCUGAGCUUGCAGAACAUAGCCGAGGCAUACUUUGAGCAUGACCUAAACGCACGCACUCAAAGUGUUUGCUGCGCACCGUUAGCUAGUGAGCCUCUGGCGAGGAUAGGACAAGCUGGCGGAGCUAGUGAUCCCAUCCAGAUUUGAGUCUUCUCGAUAUCUUUUUUUCCUCUUUUGCCAAAAGCCUCUGUUCCAGCUGUAUCGACAGGACCUGAGUGAAGAAUCGCAGAGGAUCUGAGCGUGGAUUGUUGCGCUGUGCUGUUCUUCUGUCAGUAGAAUGUGUGUGUUUGUUAGAGGAGCCGGUCCAGUUGCUUUCUCUUGAGCUCAACAGUGAACUUUCCAACUCCUGUAGUCAACAGCGUCUGAUCAGGGUCCACACACACACUGGAGAGAUGGGCUGUGGACUGAGGAAGCUGAAGGCAUCAGAGGAGAGCAGUCCGGGGAAGAUCUACUCCACCCUGAAGAGACCACAGGUGGAGACCAAGGUGGGCGUGGCCUACAUCUACCACUACGUCGACUUUCUCGUAGGGAAAGACGAUGGCUCAUCUACACUGUGUCUUUCGUCUGUGUGGGAGCUCCCAGCCCAGCUCCAGGACCUGUACAAGCAGGGUUUCUCCCUGGUUGCCGUUCACCCCUUCAUUCAUCCCUGUGGUCCCGACACAGUCAGCCCUCAGCACCAGCUCUACAGGGCCGUGCUGAUCCGACUCGAUGAUGGGUUGGAGAAGAGCCAGUCAAGCUGUGCUCCCUACCGUCUGCAGCUGGAGCAGUGUCUGUCUGCCGACCAGGUGCCCACCCCAGAGCUCAUCCAGGGCUACCUCAAGAAGCAGAUCCAGGAUGCUGCAGACCAGGGGGUCAUGUUUGUGGGCUUCAUCCAGGAGCCGUGUGGGGUACGAGGUACCCAGACCAGAGAACCAGAGACGCCCUCCCUCUCCCUCCACUCCAGCCCCAGCUCUGUGCUAGGCUCACUGAGCAGCCGAAGCCCCACUAGCCCCCGGAUCCAUGGAGAACCAGAAGCCCAGGAGCAGGCGAUGGACACUGGGGCCGAUGAGGACCAAGGCUCCUUAUGUAAGGGUGGGGAGAGGGAGGGCCAGACUGGGAACACUGGGGGGAGUGAGACUACUGUGGAGGAAAGCAACCAUGAUGGGAGGUCCUCUCUUCCCAUAACACCAUCCACAGAGAGCGAGCAAGAUCACGAUCAGGAUCUUAUAGUGGAAGAUACACUGACACACAACAAUAACAAGACGAACACCAUAGAACUGAAGGAGAAACCAAGCCGUCACACUCAGAGAGCCAAUGGGGUGGAUCUGCUAGCCCUGUUCAACCACCCAACUGACCGUGAGGGCCAACUGAAGUACUACACUGUGAAGGUACCGCUGAGGGUUCAACUCCGUGACGAGGGGGGCAAAGAGGUGGAGGCCAACUGGCUUGAUCACAUGACCCAGCACUUCAAUAACGGGGCCUCACUUGUUGAUGGAUACUUCCACCUGGGCAACGACAACGAUUUGCAGCCUAAGUCGGUGGAAAGCGUCUUCAUCUUCCAAGAGAGGGCGGAGGGCGGUGACCAGAGUGUGACCACCACGUACGACGCCAUCGUUGUGGAGCAGUGGACUGUCAUUGACGGCUUGCAGGUGAAGACAGACUAUGUUCCCUUGCUCCAGUCUCUUGCCAUGUAUGGUUGGAGACUAACAUGUGUGCUGCCUACACCCAUCAUCAAGACCAACAGUGAUGGAAGUUUGGCCACCAAGCAGGUCGUUUUUCUUCAGAGACCUGUCCUUUCCCGCAAGAGGAGGGAAUCCAAGAAACUGAUAUUCAAAAGCAAGAAGAAGAAGAAGAAAAACAAGCAAUCGGCAGCAGAGAAAGAUCUGGAAGAUUCCAAGAUUCUUGACGACGGGGAAAAGGUGGUCAAAGAGGAGAGCAGGAACGUGAAUGAAAACAAGGGGAACAAAGAGGAGAAAGUGAAAGAGACGGAGGUAGAGACUGUGUGUAAAGAGGGUGAGGCUCCCUGUGAGGUGGAGGAAGUGAAAGAGGUUGAAGUGGAAACUGAGGACAGGGUAGAAAGCGGGGUAGAAACUGGGGAGGAGAGAGAUGGAGCUGCAGGAACAGAUGACAAAAGUGACAAAGAGGGGAGAGUGGAGGAGGGAGAAGAGGUGGGGACAGAGACUGAGCAGGAAAGAGAAGGAGAGAGGGAGAUCGUGGAAGAGAGAGAAAAUGGGGUGGCAGUUGAAGAUGAGACCGAAACUACCAAGGGUUCAGAGGUGGAGGCGGAGACCAAAGAGCAAUCGCAGAAAGGGGGAGGUGCUGAAAUGGAAGUGAAGGAAAAUGGGGUUGAGACUGAGGAAGAGACAAAUGGAGGGGAAGAGAAUGGAGAAACUGAGAAUUUUGCCAUGCAACAAGACCCACCUGACCAGGAAGAACAUGUAGUGCAGGAGGAGGUGCAAAAGGCAGUAAAGGAUGAUGGACAGGUCAAAAUGACCAAUCAAUGCCCUGAAGAGAGUCAAGGGUCGGAUAUGUAAACAUCUUCCGACCACAGCAGACAUCACACCUAAGGGUUCUCCUACCCAUCAAUCAUGUACCUACCAAACAUCAUAACCUGAGAUAGGGGCUCCACAAAGUCACUAUUACCCCCUGGAACAGCCUUUCUUGCUGCAACAUCCUCCUACCAUGUAAUCACUCUAUCCUCUGCAGCAGACUUCUCCCCACAAUGGACACAUCUCUACCACAGAUGGACACACAACAGUCUCUCUCACAGCCUCAGACUGAUCCUAUACCUACACAUACUGAAUGUACAUAACUGAGAAUGAUGAGGAGGAUACUAAUGUACGAGAGUCACUGGAUAUAAUGGACAAGUUGAUGGGACCAAUGGGCCUUGGGUCUGAAGAAACAGACUUUAACCAGGCAAACUCGCUUGUCCUUAUUUGUACAGUACCAUAGUGGUACAGUUACUGUAUGUCACAUGGGUUUAGAUGAGGAGCACUGUGGGAAAUGUAGUAGCUAUUGUUGCGACAGGCAAUCCAAUGCAAGGUGAAUGGAACUUUGUUUACUUUUAGCCCUCCGUGUAAAGUAUUACAUAUGAUGCUGAUAAUCACUCUGAUUCUAAUAGUAGGUAUGAUACAUUCGCCUUGCAUUCCGAAUGUGUCAAUAUCCAAGCCAAGUAAAGUGUUUGAUAAUGGAGUAAAUCUCAUUUGAAUGUGUGUGGGUUGAGUGGAAGUGAAGUGUGAUGAGAACCAUACUUGGAAAUGUUGAGUCAACUUUGAGAGUUUACACAUGUUCGAUUUUAAUAGCUUUUCCAAUCAAUGGUCAUUAAAAACUACUUGGCAAGUAUAGAGACAAGGUUAUGGGCAGGGCCAUGACUGGAUGUUCACAGACCAAGAUAGAAGACCAAGAUAGAAACGGAGCACAGAGGAAGUAGAAAAAAAAAUAUUGAGCAAUUUGGAAUAGCCGUGUUUGAUUUGCCAUUUUCCAUUGACAUUGGCGUUAAUAUUUCACCUCAAGCUUUUAAAGCCCCUCUUGACUGCGUCAUUUCUGACAAUACCAAAAUCAUUAUGUCGUUUUUCAAGGUAUCAUGUUGCUUUCCAUAUUAAAGUGGUGCUGCAUCGAUGCUGUGUGGAGAAAUCAUUAACCGGCUAAUGGACUUUGUCAGUGGGGUGUCAGUCAAGUCAUACAUUUAUAUAAUGGGGGUCACUUAUGUGGCUAUUGACAGUGGAAAACCUCACCAUGAAAAAUAACAAAUAGCACUUCAUCUGGAUUGUGAUUUUCAUAGGGAUUGAUUUUUCUUGUGCUGCAGUUGCUAAGCAAAGUCUGUAGAAACCUGUAUGCUUACAGAUUAAUAUAGGCAUGUCGCCGUUUUGUAAAUGUGGUAUUUUUCUGAAUAACCGACUGUUCUGAAAUGUUCAUGUCAAUGGCAGAUGUAUUGUAUAGCAUAGAAUUCCAAACUGUGACCAGGAUAGCCUUAUUAUGAUACAGGGCCUAAAUCGUCAAGUACAAAUGUCAGACGUUUGACAGAAAUCAAGGUGGUUUCAGUGUUAUAGCCUGAGAGGGCUGUUACAAUCAGUGUUUGAAGGUAAUAUAAAGGUAUGUUCAGUGUUCUCUGUUUUAGAUUUAAAUGGGAGGUAAGGAAUUUGAUUUUACAAGGUUUUGUUGAUUUACAGGGGACAUUUCUGUUUUUGAUUUGAAGGUAGGCUCAGUGUAUUCUGUCGUGCUAACACUAGCUGAAGUGUGCUUUCUAACGCGCAUACUGUAGCUAGCUACCUCCUAAGGCAUAUUGGGGAUUUGUAGCUACGGGGUCGUCAUUGCCAACUUUUUCCACAACAUGGUCCAUGUCCCCCCGGCCCUCAUAUGAUGGAGCUUGAUGCUGUGGGCGUGAGGUCAUUACUAAGGGCCAAGUGGUCAGGGGUCAUGUUUGAACCAUGUUUGAUGGAUUUUCCACAGCUGCUACUUGUUCAAGUACAAAGGAGUUUUCCCACAUGUCAAAUAGCAGAUUUGCUAGAGAGAGAAUAGAAAUUAAUUGUCCGUUUUAAUAUUUGUGAGACUAGGACAAAUAUGAAUAAGAAAUGGCAAUCUAAAACACUCCUCUGUGAUAACUGAAGAGAUUACCUGGAAUAUGAGACACAUUUCCCCACCGGGUUCUUAUCAAGUCAUUUUUUUCUCUUUAGAUUUAAACAAAUCGCUUUCUGCCCGGAUAUAAGAUAAUGUAGGACUGUCACGUUUGCUUAUUUAUACAUUGUUUAUUAUGUGUUUAUCAGUUCUGUUGUUCAUACCAAUUUGAGUCUUUUUUUAUAUCUGUGAUCCUUGUUCCUUUGUAUAUUAUUUUACACUGAGACAAUACUGCCUGUUCAAGUACAAAGUACAUUAAGUAAUGGUAGGAAAGUGUGGAAAAAUACAGCCAGGAACAAUCAGGAGAUCUCAUUCUUUACAUCAUUGUAUUUUAACACCUACAGCAUUCCGGUAGGACAUCCAUUAACAUGGACAACCGUAACCUUGGGUCAAAUGGGUCAAAUGACACCAGGUCCUGUAUCCGUUUGUAUUACCUGGGGGUCGUGAACUCCACUCCCUCGUCUCUCGUGAUAAGAGAUGAUUAGUGAUUGUACAUUUGCUCAGCUUUGACAUGAGUAAAUUCUGGGGAGAGUGGGUAGACUAUAUUUUUCCUGAUACUGAAAAACAAGGAUAUGGAGAGAAAAGUGAAGCAGGAUCUGGCACUUCAUCAGUUAAAUGAUGCUGAACGUUGUUUACUUACCCUUCCGUGAUGAGGGAGACCUGUGACUAACGUAGACCAACCUCAGCCUUGUCUAGAACAAGAGCCUCUAACCCACUCAUGAAAAAAAGGUAAUCGACUAUUUCCUGUCUUUAUGUAACCAUAAUUGUCUGAAGCUCAGCAGUCAGUGGCAGUGCAAUUGUUCUUGAUAAUGCUGUACAAAAUGUGUGUUCCAGGGUUAAUUUCCUGUGUGUUAUGAUGUGAAAUGGACAGAUUAGAAAUGACAGAAACAUGAUACAGUAGGAUGGCAACCUCUUUAUGUUGUCAUUUUAGCUUGCUCGUGGCCUCUGGAAUUGUGUUGUUAGGUUUCAUCUCCGAUGUUACUGUUUUCAUCACCUGCUCUGCCAUUUUGAAUGUUGAGUGUCUUUGAUCAUUGGCUACCGUCACGCACUGCAGUCUUUGUAAAAACUAAGGUAUUCUUUGUAUUCGCUUUCAUGGAAAUGUCCACAUCCCUACUGUUCAUGACAUCUGUACAAUUUGUAUAUUAUAAAAUGAUUUAUAUUUAA
This is a messenger RNA of Coregonus clupeaformis (lake whitefish), 5932 nucleotides long. Its product is annotated as raftlin-like. NCBI's taxonomy places the organism in Eukaryota, Metazoa, Chordata, Actinopteri, Salmoniformes, Salmonidae. The record is from RefSeq and is a predicted model, not a curated record. The transcript has 10 exons. Bases 568 to 2688 code for a protein of 706 amino acids.